UUACAUUCAAGCACCUGUUGUCUGAGAUUUUAGUAAAAACGUAAAUAAAGAAGUAAAUAAACUCAACAAAAUGGAUUUUUUAAAGGCUGAAUUAGAAAGAAAGAAACGCCAAAUAAAGGAAAAUAGCGACAUUGUAGCUCCAAACAAAAAGUACUUCAAGCGAGGUGACCUGGCAGCAAAGCAAGAGGAAGCAUACUGGAGCAAACAUAAACGUCAUAUCAGUGUAGACAGUGAGGAGGCAGUAGAGGACUCAAAGACAGAACAAAAGACUGAUGAGAAAACACAGGAGCAGGUCAUGUUACAUAGGAAGGAGGUGAUCAGACGAUUAAGAGAAAUAAAUGAGCCGAUUCUGCUGUUCGGGGAGUCUGAGUAUGAUGCAUUUGUCCGUCUGAAAAAACUAGAAUCAAUGGAACCAGAUUUUAGUAAGGGUAUGGGUGCAGGGUCGAAUGACUUCAAGGCUGCUAUGGAUCGAGUGGACCAGGAGUAUAUGGAGGAGAUUAUGAAGUCUGCGGAUGGAGAGGGGUCAGCGGGUGGUAAACAGAUUGUCUCCGUGAAGGAUGAUGGCACCACACUGGAGGAUAUUGAGAAAUGGAAGCAGGAACUUGGAAAAGGGGACAGCAAUAAGGACCAGGAAAUUAUAUUACGAUAUUUAAAGUUUGUUUUAAAAACCUGGGGUAAUGACAUAAACCACGUUAAGACAGAGUCAGAAAAACGCAGCUUCAAGGGUAAACUGAACGCCGCCAUGCACCAGCAAACAGUCGUCUACAUGAAACCAAUGUUUAGAAAACUUAAAACUAAAUCAAUGCAGGCAGACAUUCUAGAGUGUUUGGUGCAGAUUAUUGGACACCAGCUGGAUCGACAUUACAUUAAAGCCAACGAUGCCUAUUUGGAAAUGGCUAUUGGCAAUGCCCCAUGGCCUAUUGGGGUCACUAUGGUUGGCAUUCAUGCCAGAACAGGACGAGAAAAGAUUUCUUCAAGAUAUGUAGCACAUGUGCUCAAUGAUGAAACACAGAGAAAAUAUAUUCAGGGUUUGAAAAGGAUCAUGACCCAGGCACAGAUAUUUUUCCCAACUGACCCCUCCAGAAGUGUUAACUUUGAACCAAUUCACCAUUGAACCAUUAUACUAUGCAAAAAGCUACAUACAACCAAAAUACUGUACAACUAUGAUUUUGGGUGAAAAACCCAUUGUUGUUUGCCAUUCAUAUGUUAUCAACUUUGGCUGAAAUAUUAAAGUUAAAACCUUGCCACACAUCAUAUGACCUUAACGGUUUUUAGAUACAUGUAAAUACAAAUGUUUCAAAAUCUUGCUUGUAAGUCUAUUUGGAUCAUAGGGCAUUUCCUAUUAAUAUUAUAAUCAAGUCUGCCAGUCCUGGGCUGUAGCUGGUAAUAAAUGAUGAGAUCCAGCAAAUAGACUGAUAUUGUAAGUCCUUGUGUCAGGUAAAAACACUUGGGAAGGAAUCAAAGAUUUUUUUUGAAAAUAAAUCAUUCAACUUCAGAAAUGGAUUCAUAGCUGUGUAUUAUAAUAAUGCACUGAUCUCUUAAUCCCAUUGUUUUCAUUUAACAGAUGACCUAUGUUUUGUUAUGACAUUAAUAUAGCUGUGUAAGCCUUAUCAAAGUUCAAUAGCCUCAAUCGCAAAACCAGGAGGUUGGCAGGCUAUGUCCACGCUGCUUGUAUCUUAGCCUGACAUUUUAUUUUAAACCUUAAUAUUUAUUUCUCUAGACUUCGGGAAUAACACGUAUAAAAUGAUAUUAUUUCUUAUGUAUGUGAUCGAAUCAAAUAAAAUAAUUGGCUAAAACAUGUAUAAAAAUGGUAUUAUUACUUGUGUAUGUGAUCACAUCGAACCGAGGGAAAAUUUCCAUGCAAUCAUUGCGCAGGCGCAACGGGAUUACCCUUUAUACGAUUGGAUUCUAUUUUCUGUACGAUUUAUUAUUAGAAACAAAACGUUUUGGGGUAAACAUUUAGAAAAAGGUAGAAACAGGUAUGCUUCUCUGUUUUGAUUGUUUUUUCAUACUUUCUCUUGUUCCAUGAAAAUGGGCUUCUUUUUUAGUGUAAUAAAGCUGUCGAAUUGUUGGUGCAUGGUCACUCAAUUAUUUAUAAUAAAUGUGUAAAAAUGU
Molecule: messenger RNA, 2115 nt
Organism: Mya arenaria
Lineage: Eukaryota; Metazoa; Mollusca; Bivalvia; Myida; Myidae
Product: pre-mRNA-splicing factor 18-like
Exons: 10
Coding region: 71-1114 (347 amino acids)
Biological process (GO): generation of catalytic spliceosome for second transesterification step; RNA splicing
Cellular component (GO): U5 snRNP; U4/U6 x U5 tri-snRNP complex; U2-type post-spliceosomal complex
Source: RefSeq, a predicted model, not a curated record